AUGGACUUUGAAUUGGAACCGACUUUGGAGUCGAUCGUACAUCAAGAUACUUUAAAAUGGGUAUUUGUCGGUGGUAAAGGUGGUGUAGGUAAAACUACCACUUCGUCAUCUAUCGCUGUCCAGUUGGCCUUGGCUUACCCCAGUGAACAAUUCCUACUUAUCUCAACUGAUCCAGCUCACAACUUGUCUGAUGCUUUCUGUCAAAAAUUUGGCAAGGAUGCCAGGAAAGUUGAAGGAUUGUCAAAUCUUUCAUGUAUGGAGAUUGAUCCGGAGGCGGCCAUGAGCGAUUUACAAAAUCAGGCUCAACAGUACAAUAAUGACCCUAACGAUCCUUUGAAAAGUAUGAUGAAGGAUAUGACAGGAUCUAUUCCGGGCAUAGAUGAAGCAUUAUCCUUUAUGGAGGUUCUAAAGCAUAUUAAAAAUCAAAAGGUUGCCACCGACAAAGACGAUGGUGACAUGAUCUCUUAUAAGACUAUCAUCUUCGAUACAGCACCUACAGGCCAUACAUUGAGAUUUUUGCAGCUUCCUGCUACACUCGAAAAGUUGUUGUCGAAGUUCAAGGACUUAUCUGGCAAAUUGGGCCCCAUGUUAAAUAUGCUAGGCGGGGGCGCUGGCCAACAACAGGAUAUUUUCGAGAAAUUGAAUGAAGUACAAAAGAAUGUCAGUGAAGUUAACGAGCAAUUCACCAAUCCUGAUUUGACAACAUUUGUGUGUGUCUGUAUCUCGGAAUUUUUGUCGCUUUAUGAGACCGAGCGUAUGAUUCAGGAGUUGAUGAGCUACAACAUGGAUGUUAAUUCUAUAGUUGUGAACCAAUUACUCUUUGCCGAGGAAGAUGACUGCAGGAGGUGCCAAUCACGUUGGAAAAUGCAGAAGAAGUACUUAGAUCAAAUGGGCGAAUUGUAUGAGGAUUAUCACUUGGUGAAAAUGCCUUUGCUCGGUACAGAAAUUAGAGGCGUUGAGAACUUGAAGAAGUUUUCCAAGUUCUUGUUGAAGCCAUAUGAUCCAAAAGUGGAUAAUGGUCUCGUCUUUGAGCUAGAAGAAACCAAAUAG
Messenger RNA from Candidozyma haemuli, 1050 nucleotides. Its product is annotated as guanine nucleotide exchange factor. Lineage: Eukaryota; Fungi; Ascomycota; Pichiomycetes; Serinales; Metschnikowiaceae. The record is from RefSeq and is a predicted model, not a curated record. Gene Ontology annotation, cellular component: GET complex. Gene Ontology annotation, biological process: post-translational protein targeting to endoplasmic reticulum membrane. Bases 1 to 1050 code for a protein of 349 amino acids. The transcript has a single exon. Gene Ontology annotation, molecular function: ATP hydrolysis activity; ATP binding.